CGUGUAUGACUGUGUCAUGUGACGACUGAGUCAAAAACAGCUUCAAAACCUUCAGACUCUUUACACUCUGUUCUUUGUUACUCUGAAUGUUUGUGAAGCAGCGUAAACACACAACAUAUAUGUUAACAAGUUGGACUCAUUGGAUAAAACCAACCAGGUUGUAGGAGGAGUAUGCAGUACAAAGCUGUCUGUUAAUAAUUGAGCUCAUUCUGCCUGUCUCCAAGUCCUCUGCUCAUAAUGAUGCUGCAGAUGGGGAUCUUGUGUCUGGCUCUGCUGGGCCUGAGCUCAGCGCUGGUCUGUCCGGAUGGAGGCAUGUGUGAAGACAAAAACACCUGCUGCAAGAACACUGUGGGAGGAUACGGAUGCUGUCCACUACCUCACGCUGAGUGUUGUUCAGACCAUCUCCACUGCUGCUAUGAGGGGACGGUUUGUGAUCUCGUCCACGCCAAAUGUGUUAAUAAAACAGUGUCCCUGCCCUGGAUGAGACGCGUUCCCACCAAACGGGCUCUGCUCGGCCCUCAGGUAACGCUCAGGGAGAGAGUGAAAGCAGUCAUUUGUCCGGACGAGGAGUCUGAAUGUCCGGAUGACACCACUUGCUGCCAGCUUCUUGACGGCACCUGGGGCUGCUGUCCAUUACCUAAGGCGGUGUGUUGUGAGGAUAAACUCCACUGUUGCCCCGGGGGAACCAAGUGUGAUCUUGCUCACUCAAAGUGUGUGUCUGCCUCGAUGGAGUCCUUCCCCAUGCUGCAGAAACUGCCUGCCAGGAGGAGGGCGAAUAAUCCAGCGUCUACCGUCGGUUCAGUGACAUGUCCUGGUGGGAAAAGCAGCUGCCCAGAGAGUUUUACAUGUUGCCUGCUAACCAGUGGAGACUACGGCUGCUGCCCUUACACAGAGGCCAUGUGCUGCAGCGAUCAUAUCCACUGUUGCCCUAGUGACACCAUAUGUGACCUGGAGCAUGGGAUCUGCAAGUCUGGUGACACGAGCGUGCCAAUGCUGAAGAAGAUCGCUGCCGUACCCAAUGACGUUGAGUGUCCAGACAAGAAAUCGGCAUGUCCUGACAAGACAACAUGCUGCCAGAUGACCAACGGCACAUAUGGCUGCUGUCCGAUGCCCAAUGCCGUCUGCUGUUCAGAUCAUGCCCACUGUUGUCCUGAAGGAACAGAGUGUGACCUCUCCCACAGCACCUGUGUGUCCGCCCAAGGAGAGAACACUAUGACCUCGAAGAUCCCCGCUGCUGCCACAGAGCUGGUGGCCGUUCAGAGCAAAGUCGGUGCUGUUCCCUGCAACAACACCGUGGCCUGCGCUGACGGAAACACCUGCUGUAAAUCACCAGUGGGAGAAUGGGCUUGUUGUCCGCUACCUAAGGCCGUGUGUUGCGAUGACCACCUGCACUGCUGCCCCCACGGCACCACAUGUAACCUUGCAGCCUCCACGUGCGACGAUCCCUCAGGCAGUACGGUGAUGCCCUGGCUCAGCAAAGUGCCCACCUUCCCCUUACUGACCGAUAACAGUAAGUGUGACAAGACUACGUCGUGCCCUGGGAAAUCCACCUGCUGCAAGACGGAAAGCGGAGGCUGGGCCUGCUGUCCUCUGCCGCAGGCUGUGUGCUGUGACGACCACGUCCACUGCUGCCCUCACAGUACAGUCUGCAACCUGGAGGCUGAAAGCUGUGACGACCCGUCUGGGUUCUUAUCUUCCCUCCGCUGGGUGGAGAAGGUGCCGGCUCUGACCGCGGAGGUGGAGGAUGAGAAAUGUGACAAGCAGACGAUGUGUCCAGGAGGCACCACCUGCUGUAAUAAAGGCUCGGGACAGUGGGCCUGCUGCCCCUUACCUCAGGCCGUGUGCUGUAACGAUCAUGAGCACUGCUGCCCCAAAGGUUACAAAUGUAACGUGGCUGAACAGGCGUGCGACAAACCCGGUGACCUCAGCCUGCCCUGGCUGCAGAAGAUACCGGCCCUGCAGAAAGAGCCCAGUCGGGCUGUUUCCAGUCCAACUCUUCCGGCCAGGAACAUGUGUGACGCCCAGACCAGCUGCCCCAGAGAUACGACCUGCUGCUUCAUGGAGAAGACUCACAAAUGGGGCUGCUGCCCUCUGCCGAAUGCGGUGUGUUGUAGGGACGGAAACCACUGCUGCCCCGGCGGUCACACCUGUGAAGCUCACCGCUCCUCCUGCUCAAAGGGCCCCCAUGUUGUCAUACCCUGGUUCAGCAAGCUGAGCGCCCUGACCGAGCCGGGCGCCGUGACGGACGUUAAAUGUGACGACAAAAGCAGCUGUGCUGCAGGAACGACCUGCUGUAAACUGCAGACAGGAGAGUGGGGCUGCUGCCCGCUGGUCAAGGCGGUGUGCUGUGCGGACCAUGAGCACUGCUGUCCUCAGGGCUACACCUGCAACAUGCAGACCGGAACAUGCGAGAAGAAGGACCACGACGUGCUCAUCCUCAGCCUCCCUCAGAGCAAAGUGGUACAGUCCGAGCUGAGAGACACCGAGGACGACGCAGACGUUCCCUGUGACGGCACGGGGGAGUUUCACUGCCCUGAGCAGGACACGUGCUGCAAGGUCUCAGCCACAGAGUGGGCCUGCUGCCCCUCACCCCGGGCGGUGUGCUGCUCCGACUCAAAGCACUGCUGUCCUGCAGGAUCCUCCUGUGACCUGAAGGCUGGAGGUUGCAGCCUGCACCCCCAGCUGACCUGGGACACUUUGAUUGGGGAGAACAGAAAGAAAGACUUUGUCCGACACAGACUUUAAUCCCACUCAAAGGUGCAGUGAUCUUCUUCCAUAUUGAUCCAUAACCUCUAUCUACAGCUCAUGUUGUCUAAAGACAAUUUUCUCCACUUCCUGUUUGUUUUAUCAUUCACAGAAGUGUAUUUACCAAGUGUGUGCACUCCUGAGUAUUUUUGGUGGUAGGUGUGGAGGAGACUUGGUGGCUAUGAAGACAUUAUAAUGAAUUAGAAGCAAUUUUAUACCUUAACUUGAAGUGUAAAAAGUUGUUUUGCACCAAGCAGAAAUGCUCACUUCUUGAAAAUCAACAUGUAGAUGAUACACUGUGAGAAGCACAGUGACUUACUGUGUCUCUACGAUAUAACGGAUAGCGUUAGUUUCAUUCUAUAUUUUUCUUAUUGUCAACAUAUCCCCUGCAAAGAUCAAAUGUUAGUCCUUCUCUCAAUUAGGCAUGGGCCGGUUACCGUUUUGAAGGUAUACCGCGGUUUGAAAAAGUCAAGGUUUCAUACCGUUGCUAAGGUAUGAGCUGUUAUGAGUGGACAUAAGGACAGGAAGUGCAGUUUAGAAAUCUGUCUCCCUGCCAGUGUGCAGUGUGUUUAAAAAUCCAAUACAUUGUGUUCAAUGGGGAAAAAAAGUUUUUUAGCCAGAAAUAAAAAAAAAAAAAAAGAAGCUGUAAUUACAAUACCGUGAAACCGUGAUAUUUUUGCUGAAGGUUAUAAUACCGUCAGAAUCGUAUACCGGCCCAUAUCUACUCAAUACUUUCUGAGUCAACCCCGAGCCUGUUGGUUCCUACAAAGUUGGACAGGAAGUUUCUCUUUGACUGUUUACGGGUUCCAUGUUCACAUGUCAUAAAGGGUUCACAAGUCCUUUAAUACAGGCACCGUGGUUUUUAUCAAACGGGAGGAAAUAGUGCAUUUCUUGGGGACUAUUUUCAGCGGCAGAUUAAUCCACAUUUGGUGCUCUAGUGAGUAUUUGUAGCAGCAGGACGGUGUGUGUGGGAUUGAGUCACAAUAAAAUACAGUUUUGGGAAGAACAAAGAAGCUAUAUCUUUAUUACACACACACAAUACAUGUGAGCAGAUACAUUCAGUAUUGAUUUUUGGUCUUUUCAUGGAUUCAUUGACAUUAAGAAACCUAUAUCACAAGUUUUAUCCGUGAAGCCCGCUUCAUUGUUUUUGUUUGAUUGCCCUGUUUCAUUUCUCUAUGGAAAACGAGAAACAUAUAUACAGUUUAUUUCAUGUACUUGCAGCCCUAUUGUGGGCAACAUUUGAUCCGUUAACUCCUAUUUGGUCGAAGGUGUUUCUAAGAAUAGUUAUGUUCCUCUCUAUGGCCCCACUUGGAAGGAGGAAGCAGCAUUUCCGUGUUUAUUGCUUCAUGGGCACAAGUUUUUGGCUGUUAAUCUGCUCGCCUGUGGAGGCGAUUUUUAUUUUCUUUAUUCUGUCUGUGAUUUAUUGAAAAGGCCCUGGAUAAACGGAGGUGAUUGGUUACAAGUUGGAGCUUUUUGUUUUUUUGCUACACACUUACCGGUAAUUAGAGCACAAUAAAACAAUUAUUGACUGUACGAAUAGCUCGUGCCUUCUAUGAUUUUACGGUAAGAGGGGCUGGUGGGUCAGGAAAAUGCAUUCCAACAUUGGAAAAGAAACCAUGCCUUUUUGUUUUCCGACAUUUUGGGAGGUUGAGUGAAGAUUUCUGUUGACAGCCAAGACAUAAGAGCCAAGCGGGUCAUCUUAAUGUCGUGAGGAAACCAAUCCAGGGCUCACUCCAUCAGCAGAGGACAAAAAGUGACUCUGAUCUGGUUUGGAGCUUUUAAACUACACAGAUUAACCUGUAUGUCUACAUUUUUUGUGUGUUCAGUCAUUUCAAUUGCAGCAGCUGUAGAUACAUGUUGUCAUCGAGAGACUUUUGAAGUUUCCAAACACUGAAAGUUGUAGAAAUACUGCUCUUGAAUUGUGUAAUUGGGUGGAUGUUUUCACAGAGCUGUUUCUAAGCCAUUAGGGAAAUUGUAAUUGUAUU
This is a messenger RNA of Sander lucioperca (pikeperch), 4730 nucleotides long. It is a transcript of the gene grnb, whose product is annotated as granulin b. Gene Ontology annotation, cellular component: extracellular region. The coding region runs from base 238 to 2745 and encodes 835 amino acids. The transcript is spliced from 17 exons. The record is from RefSeq and is a predicted model, not a curated record. Lineage: Eukaryota; Metazoa; Chordata; Actinopteri; Perciformes; Percidae.